This is a messenger RNA of Raphanus sativus (radish), 1530 nucleotides long. RefSeq lists its product as uncharacterized. The transcript is spliced from 5 exons. The coding region runs from base 1 to 1530 and encodes 509 amino acids. Lineage: Eukaryota; Viridiplantae; Streptophyta; Magnoliopsida; Brassicales; Brassicaceae. The record is from RefSeq and is a predicted model, not a curated record.
AUGGAGUUCACUAAGCAUCUCGGAAGGUUUAGGUCUCUAUGGUCAGAGCUAGAGAUGCUGAGGCCGACUACUACUGAUGCUGAGGAGCUUAACAAGAGAAGGGAACAAGACAAGGUCUUUGGUCUGUUGUUGACACUGAAUCCAGCAUACAAUGGUCUCAUUCAGCACAUGUUGAGAGAUGAUGAUCUCCCGGACUUGGAAGAAGUAUGCUCUCGGAUUCAAAAGGAGCAGGGCUCCAUUGGCUUAUUUGGAAGAAAGGGAGAGCUAUCAUUGGCUAAUCAAGCAUCUCAAGCUGAACAUGGUGAAGGUCCGCAAGCUAAUAAAGCCAUACAAGGCAAAUAUGAGAAGUUCAAUGGGAAUUGUGACCAUUCUAAGUUCAUGAAGGACCGGGAAGCAAGAGCUCAUAUGUCAGAGUGUGCAAGUGGAGGAUCAAGUGGAGCUGGUACUAGUAAGAGUCAAGAGGUGACAAGGGGAGAUACUGGUGAUGGGAAGUCUCUGCUCUUCAAGGAGAAUGGUAACUCUGGUAACUACUUUGGUUAUUCAUUUGGUGCUAGGAUGAUAGAUAAUCCUGUGAAUUUUGAUAGCAUUGAUAGCAUGGUUGAUAGGUUGAAAGAUAUGCAUAAGGUGUCUCGCGCAUGUUCCUCCGAUCUUGCGGUGAGGAGGGAUCUUUUUAGGUCGAGGCCUUGUUCCUGGAACUCCUUCACUCUCGACCGGAUUCGAGGGGCGGUCGCGCUUUUCCGAUCGCGAGGUGGUACUCGUCCCUGCGUCAACGAUAGGUCCUACGUUUUUGCCCCUUUAAGGCAAAGGCGGAGACCUCGUAAAGAUAAAGGGAUCGCUUUUGAUUCCUCGUCGGGAGAUGGCGCGACGCCGAGAUACGACCCCGGCUUUACCUCGGAGAGUCGGGAUGUUCCUCCUCCGGGUGACUUCUUUGACGAACUCCCUCCGGCGUUUUCCCGUGACGAGUCUUUGGACAACGAGGAAAGGGACAAAGUGACUGCGGAGGGUGCUCGCUUGGUCAACGAGGCCGUGAGAGUUUGGAAUGCAUCGAUUGAUGGGAGUUUCCGCACCGCCCGGUUGGCCCGUUUUAAAGCGGAGGAAACGGCAAGGGAGUUUGCUAAGUAUCGAUUGGAAAUGGAGGAGCAAAAUCGCCGGCAAGCCGAAAUCCAAGCUCGAGCCCUCGUUCGCGCGGAGAGGAGCGGACGGAGAAGAGCUGCCGCCGAAAUGAACCGAAGGGCUGAAAUUUUUUCUACUGAGUUCGAAGCUUACAAAGAGGCUCAGGACUUUGUAGGUGAUUUUCGCGAGUGCCGUGGUUCGGUCGGUACCCUCGGCAAGAUGCAGCGUGGGGGCUUCUCUAUUUCCGGCGAACUCGCCACGAUGGACAGCUCGAUGAGGAUAUGUGCCAACGCCGAAUCCUUUGUUCCCCCAAUUGAAGGAAGAAUCCGAGAACUGUGGAAUCCUAUCCAGGUUUCGGAGGAUACGGCGGAUGUAGGAGAGGGUCCAAACGCAGGCGACGGGGAUGAGGAGGUUUGA